Messenger RNA from Rhagoletis pomonella (apple maggot), 1017 nucleotides. RefSeq lists its product as uncharacterized. The transcript has 5 exons. Lineage: Eukaryota; Metazoa; Arthropoda; Insecta; Diptera; Tephritidae. The coding region runs from base 292 to 600 and encodes 102 amino acids. The record is from RefSeq and is a predicted model, not a curated record.
UUUAAAGUAUAGUCAUCAUGGCCUUUUUUUGUCGUUGCCGUUGACCGCGGCGAUAGAAAUAAAUCUAUCGUCGCCAACAGUCAUCGAGCAAACUUCGUCGUUUGCUUUGGUUGUGCGCGUUCUCAUAUAAAUCAGUGCUGUGGAGUGGAAGCGCGCUCUGCUUACCACUACACUACAGCGGCCACAGAAUGCGGCAUAUUUUAAAUAAAAAAUUAACGAAAAAGAUUUAUGAUGGAAAACAUUUUGAAUAUUGUGAAAAAGUAAAGUACGAACACUUCUGUGAGUGACUGUAUGUAUUAUAUCAACCAAUUGCAGUCGCCCAGUCGAUCCCGUUGUGCCAGUGCAUAUUUAGUACGUUUAAAGUUUUUUGUAGAUAUUGAGUGUAAUCGUGUAGAAAUUGAAAUCAGGUGCCGUGUUUUUGGAUCUGAUUAUCUGAUAAAUUUUUCGCUGUAUGUACAAUUAUUUGUGCAGGAAGUAGAAAAUGGGCAACAAUCAAACGACCGGGCAGAGGCCGCCGGAUCCGCCGCCGAAUCAGCAGAACAAUGUGUUGGGUUCUUCAGUGGCACAAAAGUUGUAAAGCAAAAUUUCAUUUACGGUUAGUUUAGACGCCAUGUUGAAUUUUUCAAAAGGCAACACUGUUUUCAAAGUGGGACAUCUAUGCGAUCAUUUUAAGACCUUAAUCUUUGUAAUUCGUCCUAUAGAAUUUGGCCAUCGUACUGUACCGGUUGACGUGUAUUUAAUCAUCUUUUUACAAAAUAUGCAAAAUAAGCCUGCAAGUCGCAAAAAAAAAACAAAAAAAAAAUUGUAUUCAAGAUGGCGGAAUGUUCCCAUAUGAAAAUUAGGGUCAAGACUGGAUCCAUGAUCUACGUGUCAAAUAGAGGUAAACUGUAUCAAAAGUUACCUACUACAACAGGGCUGCUCAAAAUUUGUAUAUUGAAGUGAAAUCACAAUACAUCUACAAAAUUUAUGUGUACACUGAGAUUUUUUUUUGAUGAAGCAAAAAAGUCCAAGUUUAUU